GAUUCGACACAUCUAUCUGAUACUACCACUAAUACUAUUACUACCACUGAUAUUAAUAAUAUUAAUAUUAAUUAGAACUUACAUGAAACUAAUAAUUAACAAUAAGAACUAGCAAACCUACUCUGCAAACUAAACUACAUUUAACACAAAAUGUUAAAACUAAAAAGGACUAAAAUAAAAUAAUCUACGUAAAAUACCAAACUGCGGAGUUCAUGUGUGAUACUAUUUUGUCUGUCUCUUACAGUAAGAUAUUACAUAGUUGUUAUAUGCUUGCACGAAUCCCGGGAUAACUAUAACUAACUAACAGAUAAACAGAUAAAUUAAGUGGAACCAAAGAGCGAUAUUCCACCAGACUCCAUUAGUUGGCAGCAAAGCAGCACAUGCGAUUAAACGCAGAGGAAGACCAGUGUCAGCUGAUGGAGCACAUCAGGUGCUGUUUACUCUGGACUUGUUUCUUCUGUCUGGUACCGUUUAUCCGCCCUCUUACCCCGGCAGGUGGCGAUGGCCCGGACCUAUCACUAACAUGUCGAUCACAUGAGCUCCUCUGCAGCCAGGAGUUCAGUUUAGGAGUGUAUCCGGACUAAAGAGAUGGCUCUGCUAAUGGAGCACCAAUUCAGACAGCUGCCAGCUGACAGACAAGUGGAAACAAGACCGUUUCUGGAAGCUGUGUCAUACCUUCCACCAUUCUUUGACUGCCUCGGCUCUACUAUUUUCGCACCGAUCAAGGCUGACAUAUCGGGUAACAUCACAAAAAUCAAGUCUGUUUAUGAUAGCAACCCCGGACGGUUCAAGACUCUCCAGCAGAUUUUGGAGGCAGAGAAGGACAUGCAUGGAGGAGAAUGGCCCAAAGUUGGAGCAACUUUGGCACUUAUGUGGCUAAAAAGGGGUCUAAAAUUCAUCCAAGUUUUCCUUCAGAGCCUGGUGGACGGUGAAAAGGACGAGAACAAUCCAAACCUUAUCCGAGUCAAUGUCACCAAAGCCUAUGAAAUAGCACUUAAAAGAUAUCACGGCUGGUUUGUGCAACAACUGUUCAAGGCGGCUCUUUUUGCUGCUCCGUAUAAGUCCGAUUUCCUGAGAGCCCUCUCCAAGGGUCGGGAUGUCAAGGAAGAGGACUGCUUGGAAAAAAUCAGAAAAUUUCUCAUCAACUUCUCUGCAACUGUUGAUGCUAUAUACGACAUGUACAAUAAGAUGAAUGCUGAUCUAGACUACACAGUGUGAAUGCAGGACUUCCCUGCGUUUUCCUCAGUGGGAGUGAUGUAAUCAUUAAGUCGUUUAUGUUCAGCAGCUCUGCAGUCCGCAUGUUUAAAAGACAGCUCACUGUGACAGAGCAUAAUAUUCACUUCCGGCUUUGCUGGUGAAUCUUUUCCUCAAUCUUAUUUGAUUCUGGGACGAGAAAUCCAAAUAUAGCUAUAAAGUAAAUAUUGUUUUUACAUAACAAUUGCAUUUCUUUACUCUGUGUUUGAACAUUCGUGUUGCAUUCAGGUUUUAAAUUAUUGUUGGGUGUUUAUAUCUAUUCUUAUGAGUACUCAGUACACAGAAAUGUGUUAGAACUAUACCAGGAAUCAAAGUUAACUUAACCAGACAGGACCAAGACGUUAAUGUGUGGGAUAUCUGAUGCUGACAUAUUUAAUCAGCCUGUAACAAGUCAUCACAAAAUAUAAGAUUAAUUAUGAAUUAGAAAGUUUCUAAUCACACGGAGGAAACAAUAUAAAUUGGGAAACGGUUUAAUUUUGCCAUUAUAAUGGGACUGUCAUGGUGUCAUGCUACCUUUAAGCAAUAUCUCUCUAACACAGGGCUCUAUGGUAGUUACACUGAAGUGACUACAGAGAGAGAAGAAUCCAUAUGUUUCAGCUUAUCCACCAAACACUGUCUGUGAUUGGAGUUAAACUUAAUCAUUACCUGCACUACAACCAGCAAUCACUAUCAUGACUUCCAGUAUUUAGGGCUCCUCUCUCUAUUCCUGCUCUACAUGAACAUUCUCUAUUGCACACACCUGUUUGUGCCUUAAGCUGGAGGUGCAGCUCAUUUAAGCGACUGUGUCAGCUUUUCUGUGUUUGAUUGUUUUUAUUGUUUUAUACGUCCGUCACUAUUAAAGGCAAAGUCUGCCUAACAUAUACUUAGCUGCUAUGCUAAGUUGUGCUGUCUUUCUAAAGCAGUGCUUCAUCAAUGUUUCUCAUUCUAAAGGUGCUUUUUACCCUUUAAGCAUAAUUUUAAAAAGCUUUUUCAUUGCAGUUUUUGACAUCUCUAAAGGAGUAAUUUCAAGUAAAUGUCAAAUGAUUGAUGAGUGUGGUGUGUCUUCUUGCAUUAUGUUGCAGUGUGUGUACUGUACAAGAAAACGAAUAUUGUUCUUUCAUAUUAUGUAUUAAAAAAAUGACAAUUUGUGUGAUUAUCAAUGAAAUUAUUUGUCUUCUUUAAUUUGUUCCCUAUCAUUGUGUAAUUAAUGUGUGUAAUUAAUGUGUGUAAUUAAUGUGUAUU
Molecule: messenger RNA, 2475 nt
Organism: Haplochromis burtoni (Burton's mouthbrooder)
Lineage: Eukaryota; Metazoa; Chordata; Actinopteri; Cichliformes; Cichlidae
Gene: gltpa
Product: glycolipid transfer protein a
Exons: 6
Coding region: 589-1218 (209 amino acids)
Biological process (GO): intermembrane lipid transfer; ceramide transport
Cellular component (GO): membrane; cytoplasm; cytosol
Molecular function (GO): ceramide 1-phosphate binding; ceramide 1-phosphate transfer activity
Source: RefSeq, a predicted model, not a curated record